GGUAUUCUUGAAGAGUCAAAAUCUGGGCGAAACUCAAGUCGAAGAAGGCAAGGAUUCCGGUUUUUCAAUUCGACUUCUUGGAAUCUCAAGUUGAAGAGCUGGGCGAAACUCAACUCAACUCGAAGAGGUCCGAACUCGAACUCUUGGUUUAUCCAGGAUUACGAAAAUUUCAGAGGGGAAUGGUAAGCGUAAACGUACAAUGGUGAGGGUUUUUGGUUUUUUAUAGAUAUAUUGUUUAGAUUUUUUAGAUACAAUGGUGAGGCUGGGAUGUGAUUAUGUUUUGAAUUAUGGUUUUAUAUUUUGGUAACGAAGGCUGAAGAUGAUGAAGAGGGGUAUGGGCUCAGUAAGAAGAGUAAGGUAUGUCGGCAGAAGACCAUGCAUUUGUACCCGGAAUUGUUUAAGGAUGACGGAUUAAGUUAUGGAGGGGCUGUCAAAGGUAGAGCGGAGGUGAUGGCUGAACAUUCAAAGGCCAGAAGCCGGCCUCCUAACAUGAGUUGCCGCAUUGAGUCAUUUGGGCGCAUAUGUCAGAAAUUUGAUGACAGGAGAAGACGUUGGGUUUGUGAGAUGGGAUUUGGUAGUCUUUUACAUCUUGCUUUAGAUAUGCAUUUACCAAGACAAUUGGCAUACUGGGUGAUGACACGGAUGGAUCCAAUCAGUAAAAUACUUAGAAGUACCAACGGUGUUGAGUUUAGGUUUUUAAAGAAUCAGGUUCGGUGGGUAAUAGGGAUACCAAUGGGUCCUAGGUUUGUUCCUUGUACUAAAACCAUGACCGCACGUGAUCAUGAAAAGGUUCAGAGAAUUUUUUUGAAGUAUGGUAAAUCUUGGGAGUCCAAGAAGUCUGUUGGACAAUCUGGUCAGGUAUACACGUCUGUAGGCAUACCAUUAAGUUCAGAUAUGAUGAAUCGGUUAGAGGGGUACUUUGAUGCUGGAGAGGAAGAGGAAUUCAAGACGUUGUUCUUGAUAAUUUCUUUGGAGAUGGUGUUGUGUCCCACGCAGUCCCCCCGGCUUGCGUCUGACCUACUACCUGCAGUAAGUUGUGCUACGGAGGCAACUGAGUUUGAUUGGUGUUCUUUAGUGUUGUCGAAGUUGCUGGAGAGCCUUCAAAAUUUUGCUCGAAGUUUCCAUGCUAACGGGUUUGCCAGUGGAUGCGGCGGGUGUGCAAUAUUUGCCGUAAUAUUUUACUUGGAUCGGUUGGAUAGGGAUCCUAUUGAAUGGGAUGUUUUUCCAAAAAUUAAAGUGUGGACUAUGCAGCAGAUUGGGAAGGCAGCAAAAUCAGACAAAUUGCUGUCCGACGACUACGGGAAACUAGGGGUAAGCACUUUUGUAUUUGUUUCAACUUUUGUAUUGUUUUUAUUAUAUUGCAUAGUAUGGUUUAGAGUAACCUUAUUCCAUUUGUAUGUCUUUCUGUGGUUCAAGCUAUUGGAUGUUGCUUAUGGUGAACACCACCCAAGGGAUGCAAGGGGUAGUGUUGGACCCCUACAAGCUGGAGUGAAUAAUGUGAGGUUUGAUCUUAAAGUAGUUGUUUCACCUGUGUUCUCUGAUCUUAAAGUAGUUGCAUACGGUGAACUUUAUUGAACUUUAUUUGGAUGCAGAUGCAUGAUUUACCACCAGUGCCUGGGUUUAACUUCAAGGCUAGGCAAAGGAGGGGCCGAAUUCCUGAGCUAACAGAUGAAUAAUUCGGAUAUUCUUAUUUGUAUUUCUAUUUGUAUUCUAAUGAUUUGGAUAUUAUUUGUAUUUGGAUAUUCUUAUUUUCAGUUUCGUUGAAUACUAUUCAGAUUAAUAUUAUUUUCAAUUGACAAAAUACUAUGUGGGAUUUAAAUAAGUAAAAUGAGACUCGACAACUUGUUUAAACUAUAAACGAAGCAAAGUUGUCAAUGUCUUUGUUCAAUAUGAAUCUCAAGGUCUUGAAUUCAGCUUCAAAACCUAAGGCGGAAUUCAAGGCUUUGAGAUUCAGUUCAAAACUUAAAAAACUUAAAUUUUAGGAGACUUACAAAAAUUG
Molecule: messenger RNA, 1999 nt
Organism: Chenopodium quinoa (quinoa)
Lineage: Eukaryota; Viridiplantae; Streptophyta; Magnoliopsida; Caryophyllales; Amaranthaceae
Exons: 5
Coding region: 376-1575 (399 amino acids)
Source: RefSeq, a predicted model, not a curated record